AUGGCGACGGAGGAGGACAUCGACACCCUCAAACUAUACUGGGAUCAUUUCUUCAAAGCGGAGACCGGCACUUAUGAGAAAUCGACUUGGCUGGACUUGUUCCUGGCCGAGUUCCUGAUCCGGGUCAACAACGGGGAUAAUCCCAAGGAGUUGAUCAAAUUCUGUCCCGUGAGUGGUGUAGUAACGCUGGUAGGAUGCGAGCUGCUGUGCGGGAUCCACCGCGUGACGUCAUCCAUCAACACGCAUUACUCGGUGCCACUGUUGUGUUUAGACUCGCCAUGCUCCAGCAAACCUGCCCCAUCGGGCGAUACCAUCGACUAUGUCGAUACCGAAAUCAAUCCGGAGGAACCAAAAGUUGGUCCGGCGAGUUUGUUCACCCGCAUCAACAUGCAGUCUUCAGAGGAGAUUCUGAGGAAGUACCUGCUCGGAGGCAUAGCGUGGCGGUGCCUCGUGCUGCUCAAGGCCCUCGGCGUCGAAGGCCUGUCCUGCUGUCGCCAGCUGAGCUCCGUGCUGAUCUGGUUGUUCGGCGAGUUGAACGUAGUGCACGGUACGACCACGUCUGACGCCAUUCACACGCCGUCGCCGACGCGCACCCCUAUUCACCAACUCUUCUCACACAAAAUAUGGUCAAAGCAGAAGCCUAUUGGUGUGCAGUCACCCAAGGCCCACUCUGCUGCUUCUUCAGAACGAGGAUCCGUGACUGGAAGGUCGAGGCACCAAGCACAAAUGAAGUUGGGAUCACUAGAGCGAAAGAAAAGAAGAUUCUCCAAGAAUACUGACCAGUCCUCGGAGACCGGGGACUCUAACGAUGACCUUCUAAUCCUGAACCGCUCUCUAGCCAUCAAGGUGUGCUCCCCGAACGAUGACUUCGAAUACUUCAACUCGAAUCGCUCUUCAAAUGAAUAUCCCAACGAGUCUUACUAUGGUGACCCUUAUUACACUCCACGCAAAGCCAAGCCGAAGACAGAAGAUUACAUGAACGACAAACACAGAGAAAUUAUAAACUCUGAAAUAACCACAUUUCAAUUUACUUUAAUUAUAACGGAUUUAUUACAAGAGCUCUGUAAAGCAGAAAGUAGUUUUUCCGGCUCAGAAGGAUCCCAAAUUUCCAUGCAGUGUAUUAAUUUCUCUUUAAGAAAUCUAUGUUCAUUACAAUUUACAUCAGUGCCUCAAUCCCAAAAGGACAUGACCCAAGAAGUUUCUAGAACCAAAGUGGCCCUAACUGAACUGCUCAUGGUGUCUCUAGAUCAAGUUUUGAUACAUUCGGACCUCUGUGCCAAACUCAUCAAUAACGGGAUCUUACCAAUGUUGCUAAGAAUUUUAGAAGAUGUUAUAUCAAAAUGCAAAUUGAAUAAACUCGCGCAAAAGAGUCGCAAAGACGAUAAGACUGAAUCAGAAAACUUGCUCAAAUUUGUUUUCGGGAUCGCUUACUCGAUCACAGCCUUCUUCCACUGCUUGUUAAUGCAAUGCAGGAGCGUGGAAAAACUCCGGGAAUUCACCGAUCAGUUCAAACUCUACGGGGAAUGUCUCAAAGGGGGUUUGUUAAAAGAAACCAUAGAAUUAAUGAUAAGAAUACCGGUUGGUGAUCAGGAAGAGACGGUGGUGUUGAUCAAGAAGCUUAUAGAAACUAUCGGAAAGUUAAUAGUGGGUAUGAAGAGGGUUCGAAGCGAGGUUAUACAUUCCGCGGCGUGCCCGAGGAGUAGGCACAAAGUGUGUAGACAGAGAGUUGCCGCGGGCAUGCACCAUCACCACGACAUCCUUGGCGAGGCCAGCACUGGUCUACCGAUGGCUUCAGCUUGUUGCGUAUCAGUGUUAUAUGGUACUCUAACCGCACUACUUACCGAUGACGUAGUUUCCGCCGAGGGUGUGUUAAGGAGUAAGGUAUUGAAGGUCAUGCUGAAUUCGGGCGUAUGCUGUUGCUUUUCGCCAGGGUUUUUGAUGGAGAGUAUCGUGAGAUUGAUGUUGACUCACAGCAGUGUUGCGUCUUUAUGCCUUCAAGUCUUAGAACACACUGUAUAUGGGGAAUUAGGCGCAAGUAUAUUAAUAGGCAAAGCGACGGAUGUGUUGCCCUGUUCGAUAUGUGAGCCCUGUGAUGAAAAGAAGGAUGUCGGGAGAAAGUACUGUUCUCACGGGAUCUCUCCUAUCGAAAGGCAGAGCGUCGGUUCUUUUCUUUAUCAUUAUAACUCUUUGCUGCAACUGGAUAAUCACAAUAACGUCCUGCAUGCAACAGUCAGCCAUCUUCUGCGAGUGACACCAAAAUGUCGGAUGGAAAUGAAGUGUGAACUGCUGUUUGCUGUUAUCUACCCCACUUUCAUCGUUGCUAAACACAGAUAUAUAAUCCGAACAGAAGAGUCAGCAUAUUUUUUAACAGUAUCCUGUCUAAACAUAUUUGCAAGUCUGCUCAAUACUGUGCCCUUUGCCGAACAGUUCAUACAAAAAGGCGGUCUCAGUUAUGUACUAGAAUUGGUCUCGUUAUCCGAGUUUUCCAAUCAAUGUUGUUCUAUAUUAGAAAUUGCAAUCACCGUCGAGAUAUUUAAGCUGAUGAAGGAGAAUUCAGAAAUGACUUACUUCAGAGAAAUGAGUUCUCUAGCUUCCAUCCAAAUGCUGUUCAAAUCUCUAAAAGAAAUGAUUGACAAAUGUCACAAAAUCUACAAGUUGAAGUUGCCCGCCGAUAAAUACGAAGAGUUGUGCGACGUCACAAAAGAACGUGAUAUGUUAGCGUUUAUGCCACCGGAGACGCAAACGAAAAAACCCUCUUCUCCUCAAACAAUAAAGACUACUUUCGUCCAAGAGACUGCUAUAGAUGAGUCGAUUGAAGAUCAUAUAGAGGUUUUGAAGAAUGUGUGGACGUUUUGGAAAACGUGUGCGAGUUUGUGUUUGUACAGCCCGAUGUUCAGGGAGUACGUGGUGGGGGAUGGGGUGUUCAUAGACAGUUACGCACUGCUGAAGGUGCUCGUGCACUACGUGUGCAACUGCGAGUGCGGCGCGGCCGAGAUGAGGGUGCUCAUCAAAAUUACUGAAGCGCUGCUCACCGUGCAGCUCUCUGUGUCUGACGUAACAUCAGGCCGUUCAAAGGAGACAUCUUGCACCCUGGUGCGGGCGGCCCUCUGCUACGGGGAGUUCGCGCUGGAGGGGGGCGGGGGGCUUCGCGCGCUGUGCGAGGCGCUCAUACGGGUGGCCGCCGCCAGGCCCAGCGCCACUCACGCCAUGCCUCGUUUAACGCAUGCCAAGGUGCCGCCCUUGCUGUGCGCGUCAGGGGGCAGCUCCGUGGAGUGCUCCUCCAGCGAGGACAGCGUGGCCGGGCCCUACGCCAGCGAGCACAGCGAACCUUACACGAGCCGGCCUGAUGAGGGUUACGAGGCUGACGUCGAAGUGGGUAAACUGGACCUACCACCCCUAUACAGGUUGAGGAAGUUAUCAGGGUCUUUGUCUACUUUAGCAUCAGAGAUGCAGCGAGCACCGUGCGAGCUGAGCGCGGAGUGCGCUGAGUACAACAAGGGCGCCGAGCUCGCGCACCCAGAGCUAUGCGUUAUCGUCGUCGAUAUCCUCACACAACUCAUACACAAGUUGGUGAAAUCUAAAGAAGAAGGCACGUGGAGCGGGUCGUCGUGGCGCGUGGGCGUGGGCGUAGCGCGAGCGUGGUGCGGGCGCGUGGGUGCGGCGCUGUGUCGUGCACGCGCUGCGCCACCGCCGCUGCUCCGUCGUCUGCUGGCGCCGCAACCCUCGCACCUGUUAGCCGCCUCAGACCCUACGCUCGAAGACCUGCAACGCAGUAUCUUGGAACUAAUCCACGUACUGGCCUCUCAGAGCAUCGAGCCCGCCGAGCUCGCAGCUUUCUUGAAACUGUUCACGGCCGAGCGCCCUCCGCUGGGCAUGCUCCUGAAUUCACUCCACCGAUUGGUGGCAGCGGCCAAUUACAACACACCUGAUUGUAUUCUUACUUUCCCUGUGGACUGUGAUAAUCCUGACACCAUACUGUCGGUAUCUGAGGACCUUAAAUAUUUGGUAGUAAACAAUGUGACGUCACAGAGCCACCUCGCUGAGAACUGCGCUAAAAGGUUCCACGAGGCGCACACAAGAGCUGGCAUCAAGUCGCCGUGGUCGUGCCACGCGGUGCGGUGCGGCGUGGAGGGCGCGGGCUGGGCGCCGUGGCUCGGCGGCUUCGCCAUCACCGCCUGGCUGCACACGCAGCACUCCACCACCGAGGAGCAGCAGGACCAUUGGGUUGGCAUGGACGAGUUCAGCGAUGACCUAUCCGACCCGGAGUUGAACAAGAAGAAAUCGCCGAAGACGGAGGCGUCGUGCAAACCCACAGAGUUGUCGCACGUCAUAUCCGUGGGACACGACUCGCUCAUGUUCGAGGUGUGGCUCGACACGAACACCGGCACGUUCACGUUCCGGCUGUCGCGGCCCGAGCCGGGGCUGAACCGCGUGGUGAGCGAGGCGCGCGUGCCCAGCGGCCUGGCGCCGCGCACCUGGACCUGCCUCGCGCUCAACGUCAAGGAGCUCGUCUACAAGAGGCACAUCUACAUACAGGUAACACUGUACGUCAACGGUCAUGAAUGCGAGACCGUAUCUCUACCAGUUCAAGGUAUCCUGGUCCGCAAGGUGACCCCCACCAACGUGCUGAUAGGGUCGCUGCGGCGCGGCGGGCCCGGGGCCGGGGGCGGCGCGUACCACAUGUCGGGCGUGCACGUGUACCGCGCGCCCUGCCUCAGCGUGUACACGGCGCUGCACCUCACGGCCCACGGCGCCGACCACGCCUGCCAGGUUCGAUGUGAGUUUCCGAACAUCCCGCUGGUACUGACGCCCAACAUCCUAGACUCGAAUAUUGACUGGGACCAGGUUUUCGAAAUAUCGUCAGCGACCCUACGGGAGCUGCACGACAACUUGUUGCUGACGUUCUCUGCGCACGCGCCUACCAUCAUGAAUCUGUACCACCAGACCGUGGCGCUACCAACAGUGUUCGCUGGUCGCGUUACUUCAAGCAGCCUCAUAGCGUCGACGGCCUCCAGCUUGCCGUCGUCAUCGUCAGGCGGGGUGUCAUCCAUCCCGGAGACGCUGUUCACGACGUGGGUGGGCAACGCACUGCCCAGCCGACACAGAGGUGUGGCGCCCGCCAUAUACAUGCUGGGCGGGCCUGAUGUGCUACUAUACCUUUACGCUAGGGUGGUGGAGCUGGAGGGCAGCGCGGAGGAGCAGGCGCUGGCGCUGGGCAUCGUGCUGCGCGCGUGCCGCGUGGACAACCGCCUGUACGCCAUGUUCCACGCCGACGACGCGCCCAGCCUGCUGCUCAGCGUCAUGGCCGCGCCCGCCUGCCGCGUCUCGCACCAUCUGCUCAAGGUAAUCUUAGACGAAGCGUGCAGUGCUCCAAUUCUGAGCACGUGCGCGGGCAGCGUGCAGCUGGCGGCCAGGACCGACGCUGUGCUGCUGCAGCCCGCCCUGCUCGUGCUGAUCACUAAGGCAUGGAGGUACCUGGAUACUGAAGAGCAAGUGUCGUGGGAAGUGGUGAGCUCGAGCGGGUGUCGGUCCGCGCAGCGCGGCUCGGCGUGGGCGCUGGCGCUGUGCUGCGUGCGCGCGCUGCUGCGGGACUCGCACCCGCGCCGCGCCUUCAACCACCACCAGAUGGAGCGCCUCGACCUGCUGCGGCACCUGCUGCUGGCUUGCAAGGAACGCUUUCUAAACUCGAAGUGCGGCCCCCUGGACCCAGUGGCAAGUAGCAGUCUAGUAGAGGUGGUGCGGGGGCUGGUGGGCGCGCCCCCCCUGUUGCAGCGCCUUGCCAUGCUGUGCGACUUCCUCCUACUGAUGCAUCAGGCGAGCGACACUUUCGUGACCCACUCCCGAGCCAACUUCUAUUUUCUCUUGACGGCUGAAACCCAAGAAAUGAGUGAGUUCACAUCCAACAUCACGAAAAGACGUCCUUCGAAGAGAAUCAAGAAGAGAGUCGAAGAUCGGCCCAGCGUUUCCAGCACGUCGGCGGACGAAACCACUAAUGAUGGCCUUCACGCCCUGAAGGAGAUGACUGAAUGUCGCGACGAUGAGAGAAUGGAGAGUAGCGGCAGCACGGAAUCUGCGAAGUUGAUGAAGUCGAUGAUUAACAUGCAGCUUCAGGAAGGCAGAAAACACACAGUGUCUUCUACCUCCGAUAAUUCAGACACGGCUAUUGAAGAGAAGAAAACGAAAGAAGACGUGGUUGAUAGCAAUGGAACAGGAGAGCAGAGCAAAGACAGCACAAACAGUGGUCAGGUCAAAGAUGGCAAAGUGGAGGAGUUAAAUGAGUAUAUCGUUGUGGACGUAGACGAUGUCAACCACACCACCGUGGAGAUGUACACCAGUGGGAUAUAUCAUCAGAGGCGGGUCCGCGCGGGCGCGGUGUCGGGCUGGUCGGCCUGCGAGGGACUGCUGCUACUCCUGCGCCACGCGCUGUCGCUGCUGCCCGAGCACGCCCACCAGCAGGCGGUGUGCAGCGCGGUGUGCGCGGAGAGCCUGGUGGUGCUGAGCAACCAGCGCGUGGCGCCGUGCCGCGCGGCUGCCGUGCGCGCUCUUGGCGCCCUCACGCGCCGCGCCGCGCCAGACCUGGCGCGCAAGCUGCACGCGCACCACUACUACGUGCACCUCGCCAACCAGAUAUCUCUGUACGAGGGCUCGUGGGACCUGGCCUCGGCCUGCGCCGCCCUACUCACUAAGUGUGACGUCCCGCUUGAAGAUCAACUCGAUGACGACAUCUGGGUGGACGUGGGCGAGGAAGCGCUACACCGCAGCCCGCCGCUGCUGGCGCUGCUGCCCACCUGCCUCGGGGACGUGCCGCUCGCGCACAACAUCUGCGCCCUGCUCAGGAGGCUCGUGGACAAGGCAUCUUUAAAAAUAUUAUCGGAGAUCGCUCUAGUGGAAGUGGUCGUUCGGUCCAUACGCGCCGUGGGUGAAAUGCCUGACGCCACCUUCGAGGGUCGGGAGCUGCUGCUCGAAGAUCUGUACGAGCUGCUAAACAAGGUCGCUAUUAAAGCGUUGUCGUCACAGCACAGUAUGCAGACCAUAUCAGAGCUGCAUCACCUCCUAACGUACAUAGAGAUUUGCGGAGACGAGCAGGUGCGGCGCGUGGCCAGGGACGGACAAAUAGCGCUGUUCAACGCGCAGCUCGACUACCUGGAGGACAAGCUGCACUCAUCGUACAACGCACACACCAAACAGGCGAACUACUUCACUACCGUGCUGACGUCGGCGGUGUCGCUGGGCGACGGCGCGCGGCACGAGCGCGGCGAGCUGGCGGCGCGGCACGUGGCCAGCGUGACGCGCGCCGUGCACUUCCUGCUCACGCACCCGCCGCGCCGCCCGCUGCACGCCGACGCGCUGCUCUUCGACCGCCUGCUGGCCACGCUGCUGCUCGCGGUGAGCGGAUCGGGUGGGUCUCGCGCCAAGUGGUGGGUGUCGAGCGGCGCGGAGUGGGGCAGCGCGCUGCAGGAGCUGUUCUGGUGGGGCAGCUCGCCCGCGCCCGGCACGCGCGCGCUGCACGCUCGCCUGCUGCGCGCGCUCUACCACGCGCCGCCGCACGUGCUGCAGGUGCUCACGCCCAGUGAACCCGCGCUCAUUCGCAAGCUGGCGAUCUACCUGGUGUCGAUGCUGAAGCACGUGCACCUGUCGGGCACGUUGGAGCUGGCCAUCACGGACUGGGCGCGCUCGUGGGCCGUGGGCUCGCAAGACACGUUGGCCGAGCGCGUGCAGUCCGAUGAGCUCGCGCCUGAGGCCGCCGCACUCUUGCAGCACGAUGAACGCGCCUGGGCACGACGCGCGCUACGUGCACGAGCACAAAUCGCUAAGGUGGUGUGGCGGAACGACGCGCUGGCCAGCAAGGUGACGGACAGCGCCAUGGGCGUGACGCGCGGCGUGGUGGACGCGCAGAACGGCCAGCGCAAGGCCUUCAUGGAGCACCUGCGCCGCGCGCACGCCACGCACGCCAGCGCCGCGCAGGCCUGGCAGCGCCUCAUCGACACCUACACGCACGACCAAGCGGUAUGGCACGACCCUCGCUCGUAUCCCCGCUCGUGGCAGCUAGACCCCACCGAGGGCCCGGGCCGAGUCCGCGUGAGGUUACGCCGCGCUCACCUACACAUACCUCCGAAAUUCCUCAAACCGAACCAAAGACAUAAAGCCGAGACGGCGUCGCUGUCGCCCCCCCUUCGCAGCGUGGUGGGGGGAUGGUGGGCGGUGCGAGGAGGGCUGGUGGCGCGGCUGCAGCUCAACGAGACCGUGAGCUACACCGCGCGCGUCACCUGCGUCACCGUGGCCGCCGAGCUGGACGGCGAGCUGCUGCUCAGCGACCGCUGCAUACACUUCGUGCCCGAGGACACCAGCGGCGACCGGCCUCUCAGGAAGGAUCGCUUGUACAUACCGGAGGUUCAGGCCGCCGCGGAGGCAGCGAGCUGGCCGCUAGAGUCGGUUGUACAGGUGGGGACCCGGCGCUGGUGCCUGCAGGAGCGAGCCGUAGAGCUGUUCCUCAGUUCGGGGCACGCGCAACUCUUGGCCUUCGCCGACCAAACCGAGCGUGCUGCCUUCCUCAAGGCCCUGGCUGCCUGCCAACACCCGCCCGCCAGAGUCGAACCUGACACCCUAAACGAAGCCAUGUCAGCGUGGCGGAGCCGCAGCAUCACGAACUGGGAGUACCUGAUGCGUCUCAAUGGUCUUGGAGGCAGGACCUACAACGAUCUGAUGCAGUACCCCGUGUUGCCAUUCGUGAUUGCAGACUACACCUCCAGGAUACUGGACCUGAAUGACCCGGCGUCAUUUAGGGACCUAAGUAAACCAAUGGCCAUUCAGAACAAGAAUAGAGAACAGCACUAUAUUAACAUUUAUAAUGAUCUGAAGGCAGCCCGUCGCGAGGGUUGCAGCCCCCUGCUGCUGCGCCAGCCGCACCACUACGCCUCGCUAUACUCCAACUCGGGUGGAGUCCUCCACUACCUGGUGCGGCUGCCUCCCUUCACAGAACUCUUCCUCAACUAUCAAGAUAACAACUUCGACAUGCCGGACCGCACGUUCCACUCGCUGGCGACCACGUGGCGGCUGAUCACCAACGAUUCGCCCACCGACGUCAAGGAGCUCAUCCCUGAACUGUUCUAUCUGCCGGAGCUCUUCCACAACAACGAAGGUCUGAGCCUGGGCGUGCGGCAGUGCGGGCUGGGCGUGGACUCAGUGGAGCUGCCGCCGUGGGCGCUGGACGCGCGGCUGUUCACGCUGCUGCACCGCCAGGCGCUGGAGGCGGCUCACGUCACUGAACACCUGCCGCACUGGAUCGACCUCGUCUUCGGCUACAAGCAGACCGGUCAGCCCGCUAUAGAUGCCAUCAACGUCUUCCCCGCUUGUACGUACUACGGGUUCGACCCCAUGGCGCUGGAGGACACGCUGGACCGCACGGCGGCCGCGGCCAUGGUGCGCACGUACGGGCAGGCGCCGCGCCAGCUGCUCCGCGCGCCGCACCCGCACGCGCACCACGACCUGCUGCAGCAGCCGCCGGCGCAGGCGGCGGUGUGGGCGGGCGUGGCGGGCGCGCGCUGGGGCUCGUGGUGCGGGUCGCCCGACGCGGCGCCGCCCGCGGCCGUGGCGCGCCGCGCGUGCUCGGGCGCCGCGCUGCUGCACGCGCUGCCGCACGCGCGCUCCGUGGCCGUGCUCGCGCCGCACUCCGCGCUCCUGCACCUGCAAGGCGAAGCGUUAUCAAGUGUUACUCAAAACACCGGCCAACAACCGCUCGGUCUGUUGUCGUGGGGCCACGCGGACAACAUCGUCAGGUUAAAACGCAGGCGAGAUGCACGACCAGACUUAUUGCUGCACGUGCCUGCUCUGGAUCAGAUAACGCGCGUGUCGUCCACGUACGGCAGCUCCGUGUGUCCGUACCCGCUGCUGCUGGGCUACGCGUCGGGCCUUGUGGCGGCGCUGCGCGUGCGCGCGCUGGGCGGCGUGCUGCGCGUGCGCACGGUGCGGCUGCACGCGCACGCCGCGCCCAUCAGCGCCAUCGCCGUCAGCGCCCGCGCCGCGCUGCUCGUCACCGCCUCCUGCGACGGGCUCGUCGCCGUCUGGGACCUCAACAAAUUAACAUACAUCCGAACACUCCCCAACCGGAACAUGUUAACGGUAACGUACGUAGCCAUCAGCGAGACGCUAUGUGACGUGGCCACCGUCCACGACAUGGCGUCCAGCAACGUCAACUCGGCCCCCACGGCCGAUGACGUCACCAAUGACGUCACAAGUGACGUCGACACCGAAGCCUACGAGGAAGACGCGGCUUAUAAGUACAAGUCGUUGCUAAGGGUGCAUACUGUUAACGCGAAGUUUGUUGGGAGCGUGAAGGUGGUGGAGCGCGUGACGUGCGCGUGCUACUCGAACGCGCCGGAGGGAGUGAGCGUGAACUGCGUGGCGGCCGGCCUGGACUCGGGCGGCGUGCGCCUCUACUCCUCCUGGGACCUUCGCCCCGUGCUCUACAUCCCCCCGCCUGAUGCCAAGCUGCCGCUGCUCAGCUUGACGUACAGCAGCGACUCCCAGCUGCUGUUCGGGUGCUACGAGUCGGGCGUGGUGGUGGCGUGGGAGAGCGCGCCCGCCACGCGCCCCGCGCCCGUGCGCAUCCUGCCCGCGCACGCUCUCUUCUGA
Molecule: messenger RNA, 10632 nt
Organism: Arctia plantaginis
Lineage: Eukaryota; Metazoa; Arthropoda; Insecta; Lepidoptera; Erebidae
Source: the annotation of a GenBank genome assembly